This is a messenger RNA of Sarcophilus harrisii (Tasmanian devil), 3467 nucleotides long. RefSeq lists its product as uncharacterized. Bases 279 to 2423 code for a protein of 714 amino acids. Lineage: Eukaryota; Metazoa; Chordata; Mammalia; Dasyuromorphia; Dasyuridae. The transcript has 21 exons. The record is from RefSeq and is a predicted model, not a curated record.
AGCCAUCGGUGCCGCGGGAAUUGAAAGUUGCGGAGAGCGGCGCUAACUAAUUUGGAGGGACCGACGGCGCAGGAAGAGGCAAGGGGGCCCUUGGGGCGUGGAAGAAAGGAAAGACGGAGGCGGCAGGAUCGUCCGGUCACCGUGCUAAGCGAAGGAGGGCGCGGGCGUCCGUCGGGCGGUGUCUGAGGAGCCGGGCGAAGGGGGCUCUUGGCCAAUAGGAAGUGAUUUUCUGAAUGGAGAUUGAAGCUGUCUUUGAGGACUGAGUCUCAAAAGAUACCAUGGGACCUGGAAAAGAAGCCAAUGAAGAAAGUGUGAUUUUAAUUAGUGACGAUGAAACAGAUGCUGAAACUACCUUAGGGAAUUCUGUUGUGGUGAUUGAUUCUUCUGAUAUGCAAGAUGAUAAAUCUGAUCUAGAAGAGAAGAAAUCUGAAGAAAUCGUGGAUGAGGAAUCUGGACUAGUGGUUACUUUCUGUAAAAAAGGGAUGGUGAUGCCACAUGCAAGAUAUGACUGUAUGACUCACCCUUUUGAACGAACAGAGAAUGAGACGUGUAUUCCUGUUAAGCAAAAUUCAGAUAUGUGUGGUCAGUGCUACUGCUAUGUUUGUGAUAAACUAGCAUCAAAGUGUCAGUAUUGGACGACUUCUUCUUCUUGCCAUUGCAAUGCCCAUAACAAAAGUAAAUUUUGGAAGGAUCAGCGAAAUUUUACUUUGACUGGUGUUCUUGUAAUUUUUAACUUGGAACCUGCUGAGAUAGACACAGAUCUCCGUCAUGGGGGAGAGCUUCUGUUUAAAUUUCUUCGAGAGCUUUCUAUACAGUAUAACAACUAUCUUUCUGGAGAAAUUGUUUUGAGUCUUCAGGACUGUGUGUGUCCCUCAAAACAGACACCUGGCCAAUGUAGUGUCUGCAGCCGACUUCAAAAUGAGGUUAUAUAUAGGUAUUCAGAUGUUUUCAAUUUGGUGUCUUCAUUUAUAAAUAAAGCAGAAAAAGAGAAGCCUAAAACUGCUGCUAUUAUGUUGUUGGGAGCAGCCAGGGAAAUAGCACUUCACAAGGAUCCUGCUCAGCCCUGGCAAAAUCUUGGACCAUCUGAGUCUUUGAAAUUGGCUGUACCUUUUCUCAUGUCAAGGAUUACCAAAAACCUCCAAAGGAUGCUUGUACUCAGUGAUUUUCCUAAACAACUUUAUGAAAAAUUCAUUGGCUUUUUCCAGACAAUUCCUCUUCCCCCUUAUUGUUUUAAGUUCACAAAUUGCCUGAAUGUUCCAUCAUGGGAUCACAGAUUACUAACUACGGUUUUAAAAGGCCAGAACAUUACUGGUGAACAAAAAAAGAAUGGAAAGAAGGAAUUCCUCUGGGAAGUUCUUAAUGUGAUAAAGGCUAGAACUGAAAAAAUGGAAAGUAUGGGACGGUACAAAGAACUAGUUCGCUAUUUGAAAGCAGUAAAGUGUAAUGAAGGCGUUGGGUUAAGGGAUCUUAGAGACAAGAUUCCUUUCUACUUGUGCAAAAGUGGUGAUUUCACCAGUGCUGCGUACUCAUUACUACUUCCCAUCAACAACCUGGCCUGCUGCACAGCCUGUCGACUCGCACCCUUGGAGUUUGAGUGCUACCUGAAGAUGUUCUGGACAGGAAGUGUCCCCUCAGGGAAGGAUUUCCAGGACUCUAAUGAGUGGAUUUUGAACGUGGGUUCUCCUGUAAAGUGUUGUACACUAAUUAAGCAGGCCCUCCGAGUACUCUACAACAAUCAGUCCUUGUACAGAAAUUCAAGAUGUUGGAGUACACUCAUCACAAUUUUGGGCAGUAGUCCUAUUUUGGAGCAGAAUGGUCUCCUAACUACUCUCACUCUGAGAGAACCACCAUCUUCCUUCAGACAGAUGGUGUGGGAUGUGUCCUUUGGCAUUUUAGAAGAAUUGAGAUUGAAAGUCAAUGUUUCUUUGCCUUCAAAUGUAUUUUAUGGUUCUUUAAACCUUGAGGCUUGUUUUCUUCUCGCCAUUCAAGCUGUGCUUCAGAUGCUGAUAACUGACUUGCCAUGGUUGACUUCUUUUCUUGAAAUUAUGUUAGCUUUUGGGAAAAAUUUCUGGGCACUAAAGCUGUUUUUGGAAGGCCUCUUGUACCGAAUGCCUGUUCUUCAUGAUGUUGUCAGUAUGAUUGCCAGAGAUCUGAAUUACCAGAAAAACACUCUUCUAAAAUUGUGGCAAACUCUAGGUCCAGACUAUGUUGGGGAGCUCCUCUGCCUUUUCCUGAGCUUCAGAAAUUCACAACUGCAAUCUGUUGGCAUCUUUCUAUCACAUGUGGUAAUAGAAAACUUAAACCAGUGUCCUUGGGCAAAGUCGCUUGAUAUUUUUCGUCUCAAAGCUUUCAAAAGACCUCAUCUUGAGACUGCAAAUCAUCUUCAGUUGAACAAAUUUGUUUCUAUUUUGGAGAAUUUGUAACUAUUUCCUAAGUCAUUUCUCUUGAAAAUUACAAAUUUAUUGCAACUCACUGCCAGAUGCCUACAGUAAGCCCACCAUGACUGCUUCAUGUUCAAAAUUUUCUCUUAAAGACUUUCUGGAUUUUGAUAUCUUGGUAGUAAGUCCUUGAUGAGGUUUGGCUAAGAUUACAUUCUGUAUUGAAGGUGAGGGGAAAGAGUAUCCUAUGGAAAACAAACCAAUUAAGAUGUCUCAGUUAUGUAAGUGCUAUUGUUUUCCUUUUCAGUCUAUUCAGUUUUGCCCUUUCCAGCAUUUGAACAAUUUUAAAGUAACCAAGGGUUCCUUUCAGAGUGCAGAUAGAGUUGUCAUCUGACAAAGCAGGCAUCACUUGCCUUACAUCCCCUAUCAUUCUUGUCAGUGUAAUUUGAGUUAGCUAUAUUCACACAGAAAAGCAUUGAGGAGAGUAUCAGGCCUAUCAAAGAAAAAGAACUCAGGCAGUUCCCCUUUCUUUUAACCAUCCAUCAGAAAUCACACUUGACAUAAUAUUUAAAGAUCCAUGUUUUCCCUUUAAAUAUUUAAAGAAAACUGUAGUAUCAUAGGUUUUGUAAAGAUAGAUCUAAGUAAAUACUCUAGAUUUUCAAACCAGUUCUUGUUUUAAAGUUAUAGUUGCCCAGAAGGAAAGGAGUUCAGAAUUUCCCACUCUGCUGCUUAUCAUAAAUAAUUAGUAACCAGGUUCUUAAUGAAGUGCAUUAACAUUUACCAUUUAUGUUCUAAUUCAUAAAAGUGGUAACAGAAGCAUAUCUUGGCUUCUAUCAUUUAUUCAAACUCUGAUCUUCAGUUCCUUAAGUCCCCUACAUCCUGUUGAAAGUGAUGUUCCCAAUUGCCUCCUUUCAGUUUUCUUUGAAACAAUUUCUGUUGUAUUUUUGCACAUGUGAGACUUCCAAAUAACUUAAUUUUUCCAAGCCUAAAUUAUUUUUUUAAAAAAAUCAUUCAAACUUUCAGAGAUUAUGUAAGAAAAGUAUCAGAAUUUUUUUAUUUGCUCUUGUGAAAUAAAAUUUUGCUUUGUUA